CCUGCUGCUCCUGACGAUGUCGAGGAGAAAGCUGGAGAAUAAAAGCCUUUCUGGCUUGUUGGCCACAUCUCUGCACACACCAAUCAAGACAGAAAACUUCUACAAUUUUUAUGUGCUUGAAUCAAAAGAGCUAGGAAGCCUCAAGCAGUUAGACUGAGCUUCAAACAAGCUGCUGUUUCAGAGCACUUCUGCAGCCUGCUUCCCUUGCUCUUGUUUGCAACAGUGAAAUAGGAAAUAAAGCAACAAAGCACCCAAACCCUCGGUGUUUAUGGCACUGUUUCAGCCAUACAAGUGAAUGUGUGUUUUGAAAUCACUGAGUUAAUUCACACCUUGAGAAUACUCAGUGAUUUGGGUUUAAAGCCAUGCAAACGUGAUGCUGUGAUCAUGUUUCCAAGCUCCCUGAACAGAAGUGUGCCAGCUCUGCUUUUGAAUUCUAAGCUCUACAGAAGCAGUUUAUAUGCAGCACCCUCUAGAACUCAGAGGAAGAUGUGCUGUGGUUAGAAAAUGUGUAGCUAAAUCCACAGGCCAAGAGUAUGCAGCUAAAUUUUUAAAGAAAAGGAGAAGAGGUCAAGACUGCAAAGCAGAGAUUGUGCAUGAAAUUGCUGUCCUUGAAUUAAUGAAAUCCAAUCCUCGCAUAGUUAAUCUGCAUGAAGUCUAUGAAACAGCAAAUGAAAUCAUCUUAGUGUUGGAAUAUGCUGCUGGAGGAGAAAUAUUUGACUUGUGUGUCCCAGAUCUGGAUGACAGAAUUUGUGAAAGGGAUAUUGUAAGGCUUAUAAGGCAAAUACUUGAAGGACUUUGCUGCUUGCAUGAAAACAAUAUUGUUCAUCUGGAUUUAAAGCCUCAAAAUAUUUUGCUGAGCAGCAUCAAUCCUCUUGGCGAUGUAAAAAUUGUGCAUUUUGGGAUGUCCCGGAAGCUUGAGAAUUCCAAUGAACUGCGGCAGAUCAUGGGAACCACAGAGUAUCUCGCUCCAGAAAUUUUGAACUAUGAUCCUAUUACCACAGCUACAGACAUGUGGAACAUCGGUGUCAUCUCAUACAUGCUGCUGACACAAGAAUCUCCAUUUGUGGGAGCUGAUGUUCAAGAAACUUACCUUAAUAUAUCUCAAGUUAAUGUGGAUUAUUCAGAAGAAACAUUUUCAUCAGUUUCACAGCCUGCAAAAGACUUCAUUCAAAAACUUCUCAUAAAAAAUCCAGAGGACAGGCCCACUGCAGCAGACUGUCUGUCCCAUUCGUGGCUGCAGCAAGAGGAGCUCACGCUCCUGUGCAGCCCUGAAGAGGUUUGCUGCUCCUCUCAGCUGCCAGGACACACAGCCAAGUGCUCAGAAGAGUGGAGUGUAAAAUCCAGCUGCAGUGGGAGCUGCAGUGACAAGGAGGACAAGGAGAACAUCCCAGAGGACAGCAGCACGCUCUCCAAACGCUUCCGCUUCGACGACUCAUUGCAGUAUCCCCAAGACUUCGUGACAGACUUUGUGUGCUAAUGUAGAACACAGACUUUUCAUGGAAUGAGUUCAGAGUAAUCUGUUCCAGUGGUGAAAAAAAGGUUCUGGCUUGCCAAUUCGUGCAGCAUUGGCAUACUGGAAAUGCACUUUGAUUCUUUUAUGCUGGUGCCUCCUUUUGUAUCCAUUGCUGGCAGUGGAUUUAACUCCUGAGGAAUUGGAGUUGUUGCGCCAAUAAAAUGAAUUAUUUUUUUUAAGAAGAUAUAAUUAAAUAUUUUUGCACUUUUCAAGUUCUAGUCAAAAGAUAAUGCUAGAGUGAACAAACUGAAACCUGCAAAUGAA
Molecule: messenger RNA, 1777 nt
Organism: Onychostruthus taczanowskii (white-rumped snowfinch)
Lineage: Eukaryota; Metazoa; Chordata; Aves; Passeriformes; Passeridae
Gene: STK17B
Product: serine/threonine kinase 17b
Exons: 9
Coding region: 458-1477 (339 amino acids)
Biological process (GO): protein phosphorylation; intracellular signal transduction; positive regulation of apoptotic process
Cellular component (GO): nucleus
Molecular function (GO): protein serine/threonine kinase activity; ATP binding
Source: RefSeq, a predicted model, not a curated record